Molecule: messenger RNA, 6032 nt
Organism: Venturia canescens
Lineage: Eukaryota; Metazoa; Arthropoda; Insecta; Hymenoptera; Ichneumonidae
Product: la-related protein Larp4B-like
Exons: 6
Coding region: 2384-3682 (432 amino acids)
Source: RefSeq, a predicted model, not a curated record
UGGGAAAGGGGAAAAGGAGCGUGCGGAGUACGGCGGCCGUGUGUAGCGCACCAAUCACCAAUCGGCCAGUCGCCGAGUGACGGUCGGACGGGAUAGUUGUGUGUACAUGAGAAUAAGCAUAUGAACUAACGCCAAAAAUCUCAUAAUCCUUCGGAGCGGUAAAACCUAGAGGUCGCAAACGAUAUUUCGUGAUGGAUUUCGUUGGAACGAUUGGAUUAAGCGAUGAAAAGGAGGCAAUGAGUUUUGAUGAAUAGAUAACGGGAAAGUAUAUGAAAUAGAAAUAGAAAUAGCAUCAUUCGCAACGAUACGGAUGCGGGAGGGAGCGCCGCUCUCGAGAGUCUUUUAUCCUCCCAUGUUUUCGCUUCAUCUCGACGCACAGUCGGUGUUUCCGUUCGUGUUGCCCUAGGCAAAAGGAAAAAGGGUUGCGGAAAACGAGAAGGGAUAAUCCAACGAAAUGGACGUGGCGCACGAUGCUUACCGGUGAAAAUACUAAGACGUACGGAGAUGGUGACGGCUCGCGUCUCGUCUAUCGAGCAGGGGGAACAAAUCAAUCGACGCUUUUGAUACAAGUGCGUUAGAUAUCUCGUCGUAUCGGGAUAACGCGUGUCCAAGUCUGGCGAACGUCUGACGCGCCAAACGCUCGUGUGUGUGUGCGCGCGCGCGCGCGCGCGCGUAUGAGCGUUUCAUGUGUGUACUAUCGUGUGUGCGGGCAUCGGUGAGCCGGUCAAGUGAGAGAGGGAAAUAUGUUGGGAGAGGUUUAGCCGUCCGACGAGUUGUACCAGCGUAAUCGGCUAGCCUCGGGAAAUUAUUUCUAGCCAAAUAAUUGAAACGCGUUUACAUUUUAUUCCAUCUUCGAUACAUCAAUUAUCCUACGGAGAUCCCACGCCAUAUAUAAACUCCCUCCUGCAAUUGUCGCGUUCAAUAUUUUUCCGAAGCUUGAGCAGAAAUUGUGUCUCUCGGAUUUUCCCGUGUCGUCACCCGCUUGCCGAAAGGUCCUCGUGGGAUUCGCUCUCCGAGGGGCCAGCCAUCGUCCUGACUUCGAGCACCAGGUUAACUCGCUCGCUUACCUGUCGAGAGAGAUUUUCACCUGCCGAUUUUCAUGAUCGCCAAACGCGACUAGUCACCCUGAAAUACAAAGUGUCAACGUCUUUGGCUCUUGUCCCUCUCUCAAAAGCUCCGACACUGAGCGAACAACAAAAUCGUACGAGUGUUGAGAAAUGGCGGACAUUAUUCUUCGGCCGUUGAUCUGAAAAUUUGACUCGAGCUUUCGUAAAUCUUCUAUAAUUUCGCUUGUUGCCAAAAAAUACUGGUACAAUCGAACAAAGAACAACCUCCAGGAAUACGACGGACAAGGAUUUGAAAAAGUACUUUCAAGUGAAGCAAAAGUUGACGUGAACGAGCCGGACCGACGUUACACCGUUCGGGAGCUUUUCGAAUUCGAAAUAAUAAAUAAUUCCGUCAGAGAUGUUUCUCCCAAACGAGAACGAGUGGGACGCUCGUUGCAUCGAAGCGUCUCGGUCGUCGCAACUGAAUUAUGAUUAUUCUCUCAAAUGAUGUUCCGCUUAAACUCUUCAAGUUCAUAAUUCCCUAUAAAGUGCGCGAAUCGACGAGAAGAAAGAGCAAGAGAAAGAUAAUAAUAAGAAACGUGCGUGAUAAUGAGGAACAACUCGUCGAGCAAGUUUUCGUGCUACGAGAUUCGCGUAGGGGUGAAAAGCGCGGCGAACCCGCUCCGACGUUCGAUUGAUAACAAAAGUGAAAAGUGAACGUCUCGCGCGUGUUUAGAAAAGCCGGAAAAAAGGUGUGGAACGGCGUGGUUGUUGCGCGCGCUAGCGCGUUCAAGAAAGAAACAUAAGCGGCGAGGAGGGGCAGGGCGAGCGACUCGGUGGGGCGUGCGGGUCGAGGGGUUGGGCGCUCAGGGGGCCGGGGGCGAAAGUACAAAAGGUGAAAUAAAUAAAAAGAGGUGCACGCAGGAAACCGGAAGUGAAAAUAAUUCGACGAGGAGCGCAGCCGUGAUGGCUUGUCCAUGGAUUUUGAAAAUUUCACGUACCGUAACGAUUCGUCGACAUUUUAAUCGUGUACGAAAUAGCACUAUUCUCAAUUCUCGCGAUUGAAAUAACGGUGAAAAAAAAUUUCAAAUGGGAAUAAUAACGCGAGAUUUUUGUGUAUGAAUUUGACUUUUAAUAGAUUUGAUUGAAGAGUAGAAGGAAUGAAUUAGAUAAAAAGAAGGGAAGAACGAGAGCGGGGCUGGAAGAAAUUAUGUGACUUGUAUUCACAGCGGAGGAUUGUUGCGCCGGUGGCGCGGCGGUGGCGGGACCCAUGGGAAGUUAACGGUUAGCGGUGACAAAGGAAGAUUUGGAAACAAAUAGUAGAUAUAUAAGAACGUAUGACGAAAACGGGAUUGAGUGUAAAAAAGGAAGGAGGAACUAUGCUGAAGUUUUUAACCCACAAGCUAAGGACUCACUCGCUCAACGAGGAUCCGGAUCAAGAAAAGGCGGACGACGAUCAUGAUUCGGGGACCGAGUCGGACGACGAGUUUCAAGAUGACGCUGAGAUCGCGGACCAACUCUCGAAUCCGAUCGAAAUACCUGAAAGUGGAGGUCAAACCGAUAGCGCAGUACCAUCGGACACGGAUUUCGGAGCUCCACCGCCGCCCCCAUCAUUUGGUUUUACGAGCUGCACCAGCGGGGGAGGACAACUGGAGGAUGAGCUCGGGAAAGGUGUUGAGGUUAAUACGAGGGAAGAACCGACGCAAGUCCAGCUAGCGGUGCAACCGCGAGACCAAGACAUUCCCCAUCAUCAUCAUUAUCCCCACCACCACCACCACCACCAUCAUCACCAUCAUCACCAUCACCACCAUCAUCAUCAUCAAGGAGCCUCGAAUUAUGGGAAUGAUCAGCACAGCUCGGAGGAAGAAUUAGAAGUGAUAAAUAAUUCUAAAAUCGUCGCUUCUCAAGGCUGCAGAUCCGCGACUGCUCCUGAAAAAAGAAAGUGGUCCGAAGUCGGUUCUAGCGGACCUCAGGCUCAUUGCAGCAGAGGAAUUCAGGCUGAACAACAACAGCAACAACAACAGCCACAGCAGCAACAACAACAACAGCAACCGGGACAGAAACAACAGCAGCAGCACCAACAGAAGCAACAACAGUCUGCACUCGGUGGUGGUGAUCCAGGUACGGUUUCAACUUCCUGUUCGGCACCGGUCAGUAGAGCUGGGAGAGAAACCGCUGGUUCUGGCUCCAGUGACGAAGAGCUGCAGGGGUUACUCGGCGGGCGUAGCGGAAGUGGAAACGUGCUUUCUCAACCCGUACAAUUUCGUACUUCACCGCCGGUGAACGCACACAAACCGGGACGUUCGCUGUCACCACCCCCAAAAUUAUUUCACGCAUCGUCGAGGGACCCGAGGGCCUUGCCGAGGCCAAGGUCCAGGCCCAGGCCUCAUCCUCAUCUCCACACCCACCUCGACCAUCCUCAUCAUCACCACCAUCAUCACCAUCACCGUCAUCCCGGUGAAACCGACGUGGAUUCCCUUAGCGCUUGCAGUCCUAGGAAACGACACAGGCCACCGCAUCGACAGCCCCGACCUUGCCUCGACUUUGAAAAAAUGCAGCAGUUGAAGGCACGAGCAGUGAAGACUUGGAGGCACGGUGGCGAGCACGGGAACGAGCUCUCGGUGUUCUGUUGGUAAGGACGAAGAGCCGUGAAACGGGGACCGUUCGUCUUGAACGAUUUUUGGAGCAUCGGAGAAAUCGUGGUUGCUUCGUUAGGAUGAUUCGAGGCUAAGUCGUCGGAGGAAAAAUCGCAAAUGCGAGCCAGAGCGAAGCACCGACUUGAAUUAUCGAAGCUCGGUAAAGAGCGAAGCGACGAAACUAAAACUGCGAAACCGAAAUGCAUGCACAUGUACAUAAAAAGACGGACAAAUCCGGUGCAUUUUCUAUCGUUUGCAACGUCUUGACAGCAGAAACCUGUCCGGGAGGGUCGUAAAGAAGAGGCACAGCCGCGACCAAUUAUUUCAGGCUCGAAGUGACAAAUGGAAUACGCGCAUCAACGAUUCUCACGUGUAACGAAUGAAAAUACUAUUUCGAUUCGAUGAUAUGGAACAGAGACUCGGCAAUGAUUGAGUCGAAUAAAAAUAAAGGGCACAGAGGGUGCCUCGGGUCAUCCGGACGAGGUUCACCGUCGUGUGCAUUCCUUUUUUCCAAAAGCGAGAGGAAACUGGAGGCUCUGAAACAAAAAUUGGGAGAAGAUAAAUGCGUAGGACGCGAUUUUUUUCGAGGGCUCUCCGCCAAUUGUACAUAAAAAAUGUAAACGUGCAAGCGCGAGCACGUACGUGCCCACGCGGAAAUGUGAGCAAUUGUGUAAAGUUUAAACGUACGAGUCAUCGUGUGUUAAUACGGUUAUGAUGUAUGCGUGUACUCAUAUUUAUAUAUAUAAUUAACAUAAUGAAAAAGCGUACCGCUGAUGUACGUAUGCGAACGUCGAAGGUCGGGAAACGAAUUGUAGACGGCGUCAAGUUUUCCGAAUUGUGAGGGAGUUAAAUUUUGUGAUGCCCCAUAUCUCGCCUGUCAUUCCAAUGAUUUCUCCUCCGCUCUUCAAAUUUUAAUGGUCCCUUGUAUUCGGUGAAAAGCUCGUCCGAUGAUGUCACAAAUGAAUUUUCUGCAACAUUCACGUCUGGCACAAAUAAUGAACGAAUUAUUUGAAAGAAAGAAAUUACUUUUCAUCAUUUUUUCAAUAAAACGCCUAAAAAUAGAUUAGUUCAAUACGAAUACGCUGCGACAUACGAUCAUUCUUUCGCUCUCGUUGUUUCCUCGCCAAUAGAAAGUUUGACAAAAAUUCGGCUAGCUGCGAUCUUUCGUGCAUCGUGAAUGAUCUCUAGAGGGAAAGUAAUCCUGGCGUUUGUGCUCGUGACCAACCGCUCGUACGUUCUUCGUCCGCGACGAGCACUCGUGCAAUAAGAAAGCCAGAGGAUUUCACCUGCCAAAUAUAAAAAUGCGAUAAAGCAGGAAUUUCAAAAUCCCAAUUAGUAUGAUCGGUGCAGCGCACGCGCGCACGUCCCCGCCGAAUGAGAGGACGCGUACACCGCGACGCAGAAACCGCGAAGAAUUGUAGCUGCGCAAACGAGGAUGAACAAAAGAGAAUCAAAUCGUCACUUCCUGAUCGUUCCACUCGCAUUUCCGCCACCCAAAACUUCCAUCGAUCUUCGUGGGAGCGAGUCUUUCAAAGUCAAUAAGGCAAGCUGAAAAUAUCCACGAAAUGCAUUACGACGUAUGAAAUACGAAUAAGCACAACUUUACUGCUCUUACGGAGGGCUCAACGAAAAAAAAUCGAGAAAACAAUAAAAAUAUGAUAAAGAAAUGGCGAUUACUCGCAGCAGAUUACGCGCGUCUGUCAACUAUGUGAACGCAACGUGCGGGAGGGAAAGAAAAGUGCACGAGAGCAGAGCGAGAACCAGAAAAAUGAGAAUCAUCAACAAAAUACAUUUUAUUGGAGUAGGCAUUUUUCCGCGAAAGAAAAUAAAAAACCAACAACAAUAUUUAAAAACGAUCUUGUAUAAUUAUUGUCGAAUCAUCAUCGUGUAUAAUAUAUUAUUUUAAUAUACCGCUACAGCUAUCGUUUAUCAGUUAUACGUAACUGAUAAACGGGAAAUAGUAAUAAUAAUAAAAUUGAGAGAUCGGCCAACCGCUCGCGGGGAAAGGUGGUGCAAAUUUACGAAGAAAAUUCUUCAUCUCGACAUGCGGCGGCCGAAGAGGAGACUUUUCCAUUUUCAUUCUCCAUAUGGGGAAGAACCGUAAUAUUAUUUAUGCGGAUGAUGAUGAUGAUAGUAAUAAUCAUAAUAAAUAGCCGAAAGUGUAAUCUUAUUUGGCCGCAGGUGCGAGGCAAUAGAUUUUAAGACUUAUGACUUUUGAAUUAAGACGAACAAGUGUAAUGGAGAGUUUGAGGAUUAUAGGAAUGCGGUAAACCUAUCGCGACGCGAAUUUGUAACUAUAUUGUAUGAAAAAGCGACAAAAUGAUAAAAAAAUCAAUCUUGCCGAAGCGUU